Molecule: messenger RNA, 1268 nt
Organism: Saitoella complicata NRRL Y-17804
Lineage: Eukaryota; Fungi; Ascomycota; Saitoellomycetes; Saitoellales; Saitoellaceae
Product: phosphoserine aminotransferase
Exons: 1
Coding region: 61-1245 (394 amino acids)
Biological process (GO): L-serine biosynthetic process
Cellular component (GO): cytoplasm
Molecular function (GO): pyridoxal phosphate binding; O-phospho-L-serine:2-oxoglutarate transaminase activity
Source: RefSeq, a predicted model, not a curated record
CCUCGAGAUACACCCUCGAUAAGAUCAUCCUCGAUCCGCCUUCUCCAUACUCAUAGCAACAUGUCCAAGUCAAGAGAGCAGGUCGUCAACUUCGCCGCCGGUCCCGCCGCGCUCCCCACCAACGUCCUCGAGCAGGCAGCCAAGGACUUGAUCAACUACCAGGGAUGCGGAAUGUCCCUUGCCGAGCUCUCCCACCGUGGAAAGCCCGCCCAGAAGAUCUUGAAGGACGCCGUCGCCAACCUGAACACUCUCCUCGAGAUCCCAGAUAACUACGAUGUUUUGUUCAUGCAGGGUGGUGGAACCACGCAGUUCUCCGCCUUGGUCUACAACGUCUUGGCUCACAGACUGCUGAAGAAGGGAUCCGUUGAGGGUGUUAAGCUCGACUAUGUCGUUACUGGUGCAUGGUCCUCCAAGGCCGCUGCCGAGGCUAAGAGAUUAUAUCCUCAAGGCACCAACGUUGUCGCAAACGCUAAGGCCUUGAACGGCAAGUUUGGCUCGAUCCCCCCGCAAGACACCUGGAAGACCUCCGACCCCGCCAACACCGCUUUCCUCUACUACUGCGACAACGAGACCAUCGACGGUGUCGAGUUCCCUGCACCACCAACAGUCCCCGAGGGCGUUGAGUUGAUCGCCGAUACCUCCUCCAACAUUCUCUCCCGCAAGAUUGACGUUAGCAAGCACGCUAUCAUCUACGCCGGUGCGCAAAAGAACAUCGGUAUGCCCGGUGUUACUAUCGUCAUCAUCCGCAAAGACCUCCUCGAGCGCGCUGAUGCGGCUCAAUGUUCCGCUGCCGGAGUCCCCGUCACCCCAAUCAUGUUGGACUACAAGACCAUCGCCGACAACGAGUCCCUCUACAACACCCUCCCCGUCUUCCCCGUCCACAUCGCCAACCUAGUCUUCGAGCAUCUCCUAGCCCGUGGUGGCCUCCAAGCCCAGGAAGACCGCAACACCGCCAAGUCUUCCCUCCUCUACAACACUCUCGCCGCUUACCCCUCCCUCUACACUAUCGUCGCUGACGCCGACUGCCGUUCAAGAACGAACGUGCCCUUUAGGAUCCAGGGUGAGGGUUUCGAGGAUGAGUUCUUGAAGGGUGCGGAGGAGAUGGAUAUGUACCAGUUGAAGGGUCACAGGAGCGUUGGCGGUAUUCGUGCCUCGCUGUAUAACGCGGUUGAGUUGGAGGGUGUGGAGAAGUUGGUGAACUACUUGAAGGAGUUCGCUCAGGCGAAGGGCGUUGCUCCUCAGUAAUUGGGCAUAACGAGCUCGGGGCA